GUGCACGCGCGGCGCGGUAGACGAGGAGAAAACGGGAAGCGAGAGAGAGAGAGAGAGAGAGAGAGAGAGAGAGGAGCUGUGGGAGGAGGGCGACGUGACGGGAGGACUCCACACAGAAGCUCUGCGGACGGACUACGGCGGACACACCGAGAGAGAAGAGAGACGACGACAACAACAACAACAACAACAACACAACGACCGGACCGUGUCCGCGCUCCGUCUGGAGGUCUGAGCGGCCGGAUACGUGGAGCGGACCUUUUUACGCACGACAGCGUUUUCCUGCGCUAGAAAAAAAACCAGCCCCGGUUUUUUUUUUGGGGACAGGAGGCGCGAGGCGGCUCGCCUGCCUCUUCCUCGUCCUCGUCCUCGUCCGCGUCCGGGAGAGGAGGAGGAGGAAGAAGGAGGAGAAGAAGAAGAAGAAGAAGAAGAAGAAGAAGAAGAAAAGGUUUCACGUAGCGGAGGAGGUUAACGGAGCGGCGGACUGAAGGCGCAGUGGAGGAGUUCCAGCGGCGUCCAGUAGUACCUCAGCAGUAACUCCACCGGAUAGCGUUCAGCUGACUGUUACCUCGGGAGCCAAAGCUUUGGGAUGUCCUGAGUCAGUCCUCCGGGCCCAGAGAGCGGUGUGCUGAUGGGACCUGCUGCGCCACCAUGAGCUUACAAGAUGGCGGCUGCAGCUACGCCAGCAGCGCCAACAUGGCCACCGCCAGUGGCAGCAUGCGGCGGCGCCUGGAGGACCAGGAAUUCACCCUCCGCGUCUACCCGGGCGCCCUGGCUGAGGGCACCAUCUAUUGCCCUGUCGGCGCCCGCAAGAACACCACAGCUGCUGAAGCCAUCGAGUGCCUCAUUGAGCGGUUGCACCUGGAGCGUACCAAAUGCUACGUGUUGGCCGAGGUGAAGGAGUUUGGUGGGGAGGAGUGGAUCCUGAACCCUGGCGACUGCCCCGUCCAGCGGAUGAUGUUAUGGCCGCGAACUGCGCUGGAGAAUCGCAGCGGCCUGGGCAGCGGCGAGGACUACCGCUUCCUCCUGCGGGAGAAGAACCUAGAUGGAUCCAUUCACUAUGGGGGCAGCUUGCAAAUGUGGUUGCGGGUGACGGAGGAGCGUCGGCGCAUGGUAGAACGGGGUUUCCUACCCCAGCCCGCAGGGAGCAAUCCUCCGUCUGACCUUUGCGCUCUCCCAGAGCUAACAGAGCGCGCCAUUUUGGAAAGCCUCCGUGCACGUUUCCGCCAGGAGAAGAUCUACACGUACAUUGGGAGUAUUCUUAUCGUGAUUAACCCGUUCCAGUUUCUGCCCAUCUACAAUCCUAAAUAUGUCAAAUUGUACGACAACCACGCACUGGGGAAGCUGGAGCCCCACAUUUACGCUGUGGCGGAUGUGGCGUAUCAUGCCAUGCUGCAGCGAAGAAAGAACCAGUGCAUAGUCAUUUCUGGUGAAAGUGGGUCAGGGAAGACCCAGAGCACCAACUUCCUCAUUCAUCACCUGACUGCACUCAGCCAGAAGGGGUUCGCCAGUGGGGUGGAGCAGAUCAUCCUGGGAGCCGGGCCUGUAUUAGAGGCCUUUGGGAACGCCAAGACGGCCCACAACAACAACUCCAGCCGCUUCGGGAAGUUCAUCCAGGUCAACUACCAGGAGAGUGGCACUGUCAGGGGAGCCUACGUGGAGAAGUACCUUCUGGAGAAAUCUCGUCUGGUGUACCAGGAGCACAAUGAGAGGAACUACCAUGUGUUCUACUACCUUUUGGCUGGAGCCAGUGAAGAUGAGAGGAAGGCUUUCCACCUGCUUAAACCUGAGGAAUACCACUACCUCAACCAGAUGACAAAGAAAUCGCACAAACUCCACUGGGACAAUUACUAUGAGAGCGAGCUGCAGGACUGCUUCACCGUGGAAGGAGAGGAUCUGAAGCACGACUUUGAGCGGCUGCAGCUCGCCAUGGAGAUGGUCGGCUUCCUCCCCGCUACGCGCAAACAGAUCUUCUCGCUGCUGUCGGCGAUCCUCCACCUGGGCAACAUCCGCUACAAGAAGAAGACCUACAGGGACGAUUCCAUCGACAUCUGCAACCCAGAGGUCCUGCCCACCGUCUCGGAGCUGCUCGAGGUGAAGGAGGAGAUGCUGCUUGAGGCGCUGACGACCAGGAAAACGGUGACCGUCGGGGAGAGGCUCAUCGUGCCCUACAAACUUGCUGAGGCGGGCACUGUGAGGGACUCCAUGGCCAAGUCACUGUACAGCGCACUGUUUGACUGGAUCGUGUUCAGGACCAACCACGCCCUGCUGAACAACAAGGACCUGGAGGACACUUCAAAGAUCCUCUCCAUAGGCGUCCUAGACAUCUUUGGUUUCGAGGAUUAUGAGAACAACAGCUUUGAACAGUUCUGCAUCAACUUCGCCAACGAACGGCUCCAGCACUACUUCAACCAACACAUCUUCAAACUAGAACAGGAGGAGUACAGGGCUGAGGGCAUAACCUGGCACAACAUCGAAUACAUCGACAACAGCGGCUGCAUCAAUCUCAUCAGCAAGAAACCCACGGCGCUGUUCCACCUGCUGGAUGAAGAGUGCAAUUUCCCCCAGGCCUCCAAUCAGACCUUGCUGGACAAGUUCAAGCGUCAGCAUGAAGGAAACAGCUACAUCGAGUUCCCUGCUGUCAUGGAGCCUGCCUUCAUCAUCAGACACUACGCUGGAAAAGUCAAGUACGGAGUCAAGGACUUCAGGGAGAAGAACACCGACCACAUGCGCCCCGACAUCGUGGCCUUGCUGAAGAGCAGCAAGAACGCCUUCAUCUGCGGCCUGAUGGGAAUCGACCCCGUGGCGACCUUCCGCUGGGCCGUGCUGCGAUCUUACUUCAGAGCCCUGGUGGCUUUCAGGGAGGCCGGCCGCAGACACACCCACAAAAAAACUGGGAACGAUGCAGCAGUUCCCUGCACCGUUGUCAAAACUGUUGACAGCUUCAGUUUCCUCCACCACCCGGUUCACCAGAGGAGCCUCGAGAUCCUUCAGAGAUGCAAAGAUGAGAAAUACAGCAUCACGAGGAAGAACCCCCGCACUCCUCUGUCAGAUCUCCAAGGCACCAAUGCCCUGAAUGAGAAAGCCAGCUGGGAUGGCUACGGCGUCGGCUGCAACGGUCGCAGCUCCAGGUCGAGUCGCCUCUCCUCGACAGGAAGUCCCUCCCUGGAAGAGGACGGGAUCUUCCUCAACUCGACCAACAGCAAGCUCCUGGAGAGAGCUCAGGGCAUCCUGCUGAGGAACAAAAACUGCAAAAGCAAGCUGUCCCUUCCCAAGCACUUGUUGGACGUGAAGUCUCUGCGCCACCUGAGCAGCGUGACGCUGCACGACCGCAUCACCAAGUCUCUGCUUCACCUGCACAAGAAGAAGAAACCGCCCAGCAUCAGCGCACAGUUCCAGGCGUCCCUCAAUAAGCUGAUGGAGACUCUGGAUCAGUCGGAGCCAUAUUUCGUCAAGUGUAUUCGAUCCAACGCCGAGAAGCUGCCGCUGCGCUUCAAUGACAGUCUGGUGCUCAGGCAGCUCAGAUACACGGGUAUGCUGGAAACCGUCCGGAUCCGCCAAUCAGGAUACAGCAUCAAGUACACCUUCAAGGACUUUGUGCGUCACUUCCACGUGCUGCUGCCUCGAGGCACGAGCCCGACCAAGUCCGGUAUCAGGGAGUUCUUCAGACGGAUCCACCUGAUGCCUGCUGGGUAUCAAGUGGGCAACACAAUGGUGUUCCUGCGGGAGGUGGAGCGUCAGCGACUUCAGACCCUCCUCCAUCAGGAGGUCCUGCGGCGGAUCGUCACACUGCAGCGCCGCUUCAGGGCCGUGCUGGAGAGGAAGCACUUUGUCGACAUGAGACGAGCUGCUCGUGCCGUCCAGCGAUGGUGGCGAUGCUGCCUCCUCAGACAAUCCGCCAUCGACUCGAGCAUUGAGGAGGGGGCGGCAGUCUGUCUGCAGGCGGCCUGGAGGGGCUACGCGGAGCGCAGGAGCUUCCUGCAGUCGCGGGAGGCCGCCAUCGCCAUACAGAGGAGCUGGAGGAACUGCCGCCGUCGCAGGGCUUCGGCCGCCGUAACGGUUCAAACGGCCUGGAGGGGCUUCAGAGAGAGGAGCCGCUACUGCGGGACGUGCAGGACUGUGACGCAGCUGCAGGCGAGGGGAAGGGGAUACCUGGCUCGACUCAGGCUCAGAGAAGUGAAGACGCAGCAUGAAAGACUCUGUGGAGAGCAGAGUACAUCAGCAGAGAUGGAUGCAGGAACCACGGAAGACCUGACUUCAUUGGGACAGGACAGCGGUGUCCAGGACAUGUCGGCAGAACUCUCCGAAGACCCCAAGCCCGUUUUGGUCGAUGUGGGAGAGACGGAGAAAGAAGAGGACUCGGAGCGAAGCAGGAGCGUGGAUGAGACGAGCCACAAGAACCGGUCGAAACGCGAGAGCAGGCGGAUGAGGGAGCUGGAGCAGGCCCAGUUCAGCUUGAAGCUCCUGAGGGUCCGGACCACCAGUGUGGGAGGUCCUGCGCAGGAAGACUCAGUCCCAGACAGCGGCACCUCUCAGCCGGAAGAGCAUCACAGACACUCCCGACGACAAUCUAGUCAUGGCAGCUUUGAGCUUCUCAGUGUAGACGACAUGGAGACCGACGGCUCUGGAGGUUCUGGUUCCCAGUCGACUGCACCUCAAGAACAAUCCCACGCUCUGGAUAUUCAACUACACGAGAGGCUGAGAGAUUCUAACUCUAAUGAAAAGCCUGUAAUGGAGGUUGCCAGGGCAACAUUUUAUAUCGCUUCCGACCAAAGUCCAGUUCAUGAACCAAAAUUCGAAAGCCCCAGCAAAUCUUACCAAGAGAGAAGGGAGUCCACCUCUCGAAGGCCGGUUGUGGUUUUGAUCAGUAUGCAGAAGGAGAGCCCUGUGGAUGAGGAGGAGCUGCUGGCAGCCCAAACCCUGGAAGGAGCUCCCCAAACAGGAACGGCAUCAUCCGGUUCUCAAACGACCCCGAUUGUAGGCUUGGAGGUCGGCUCAGACACAGAGCAGGCCCAUGGGACUGCUGCCCGGCCCAGUAGAGACGUGAACGGGGUGGACGAGUCCUCCGUGUUGCCCUCAUCGACCCCCCAUGGAUCGAGUCCGGACGCACCGGGGAUUUCCUCCUCGGAGGUGGACAUCCAGAUCAUCCUGGAGCCCAAGCCCGCUGUUCCCCCAACUCAGCCGGAAAGGAACGUGGUCCAGCCAGCGCAGGGGGCUCCCAGCCCGACCCUGGACACCAAACCACCCAAAGCCCAGAAGAAGAGCUCGGCGCAGACUGUGAUCGUGAACAUGGUGGAGAAACCGUCCAACUCGGUGUUCUCCCCGCCCAGACGCAAGCUACCGUUCUCCAAGUCUGAUAAGGAUUUGGUGAACCAGGAAAGAUCCCUUGCCAUGUUCAGAGAUGACUCGAAAUCUGCUGGAUCCAGAAACAGAGAGCAGGUGGGCCGUCCAGGCCCCAAAAAGAAAGCUCGUAUGUCCCGGACGCGCUCUGACUUCCUCACCCGCUGUAACUCUGAGGGGGCGACGCAGUCAGACGACGACGACGAAUACUACAUCCCCGCCCACUCCCGCACGCUGCCCCCCUCCCUGUCUCCCUCCCUCGCCCGCCCUGAAGCAGACUGUCACAGUGACUCCGAGAUGUCUUCUCACAAAGACCAGAAGAAAAUCCAUAAAACCAUGUCAUCAGGAGACCUCGGCAAGGUCGAGGUCCUCAGGAAAACCUCCAGUCACGAUGGAAGCAGGAUGAGAGGGAAGAUGCGAUUCUGGAGCAAGACGAAGCAUGGAGAGAAGAAACUGUCGAGAGAGAAGCAGCCGAGCAUGAGUGAGGCCGGAGAGACACAUGAAGGCCCCUCUCCUCCUCACAGUCCGGACCUGGAGGCAGCCUCCUCCGGAGGGGUCAGGGACAGUAAGGAGAACAAGGAGCCGUCUCCUAAAAUGAGGAGGCGUCGCAGUGUGAAGAUCAGCAGCAUCGCCCUGGAGCCCGCCCAGUGGCAGAACGACGCCCUGCACAUCCUGUCGUCGGCCCACGACUACCGCAGCAUGAACGACUUCCUCAUGAAGAAGAUCGCUGACCUUGAUUCCGAAGACAGUAAGAAGGACACCAUGGUGGACGUCGUCUUCAAGAAGGCGCUGAAGGAGUUCCGGAUCAACAUCUUCAACUCGUACUCCACCGCUCUGGCUAUGGAUGACGGGAAGAGUAUCCGUUACAAGGACCUCUACGCCUUGUUCGAGCACAUCCUGGAGAAGACCAUGCGCCUGGAGCAGAGGGACUGGAGCGAGUCGCCGGUGAAGGUGUGGGUCAACACCUUCAAGGUCUUCCUGGAUGAAUUCAUGACCGAGUACAAGCCCAUGGAGGGAACCAUCGGCCGGGCUCCUAAACGUGAGCGCAAGAAGUCGCGGAAGAAGGAAACUGACAUUGUGGAAGAACACAAUGGCCACAUUUUCAAAUCCACCCAGUACAGCAUCCCCACCUACUGCGAGUACUGCUCCUCCCUCAUCUGGAUGAUGGACAGAGCCUGCGUCUGCAAACUGUGUCGCUACGCCUGCCACAGGAAGUGCUGUUCCAGGAUGACGACCAAGUGCAGUAAAAAGUAUGAUCCAGAGCUGUCGUCUCGGCAGUAUGGCGUGGAGUUGUCCCGUCUGACCAGCGAGGAGCGCACGGUGCCACAGCUGGUGGAGAAGCUCAUCAACUACAUCGAGAUGCACGGCCUCUACACAGAGGGGAUCUACAGGAAGUCGGGCUCCACCAAUAAGAUCAAAGAACUCCGUCAGGGGCUGGACACAGAUGUGAACAGUGUGAACCUGGACGACUACAAUAUCCACGUCAUCGCCAGUGUCCUCAAACAGUGGCUGCGCGACCUGCCCAGCCCGCUCAUGACCUUUGAACUGUACGAGGAGUUCCUCAGGGCCAUGGGUCAGCCAGACAAGCGGGAGGUGAUCCGAGGCGUGUAUUCUGUGAUCGACCAGCUCAGCAGGACACACCUGAGCACACUGGAGCGCCUCAUCUUCCAUCUGGUCAGGAUCGCCCUGCAGGAGGAGACAAACAGGAUGUCAGCCAACGCCCUCGCCAUCGUGUUUGCUCCAUGCAUCCUUCGCUGCCCGGACUCCAUCGACCCUCUGCAGAGUGUCCAAGACAUCAGCAAAACCACCGCGUGCGUGGAGCUUAUCAUCAACGAGCAAAUGCGAAAAUACAGAGCUCGACUGAAGGACAUCAGCAGUCUGGAGUUUGCGGAGAGCAAAGCCAAGAGCAGACUGACCCACAUCCGCAAAUCCAUGAAACCAGUACUAAUUGCCGUUAGGUUUAUGAGCAUUACCCGCACUGCCACCCCGAGUAAAGGCCGCGUUCGACAAAGCAGCACCCACACGCCUUCGCCUCCUCUAAGCCCCCGAGUGCCCCCCGAGGUGGAUGGAGAGAGUGCAGGAGGAGGUGGAUGUGGAGGAGGAGGAGGAGGAGGAGAGGAUGCUGCUGCAGAGGCCGGGCUGAAUGAGCAGCAGCAGCUGGCGAUGCAGCAGGAGGAGCGAAUCCUCACCGAGCAGAUUGAGAGUCUGCAGAAAGAGAAGGAGGAGCUGACGUACGAGAUGUUGAUCUUGGAGCCGCGGGUGUCCGACGAUGAGACUCCUGAAUCCGAAGCCUCCAUCGGGACGGCAGACAGCUUUGAAAAUAUUACCAUGGAGACCAAAGGAGCCACCUGCGACCCUUCGGAUUGCAUCACGUAUCGCUCCAGAAAGUCCGAGGCAAAGGGCAGACGAGCUCUGCGCCGCCAGCCGGACUCCCAGGACUCCGUGGAUUCGACCUCCACCGUCUCCUCCUACCACCCGUCCUCCUCUCUGUCCUCCAACGCCUCCGGCUCUCCGUCCCCUCACUACCGGUUCCGCUCCGCCUCCUCCGGGCCGCUGCUCACCUCUUGCGGCUUGGGCGCCCCGUUGGGCGAGGCAGAGGCGGGUCACAGGGCCGGCAAGACCCAGCACAGGCUCCGGCUGAGCCGCAGCUCCCCGCGCGAGACCUCGGGAAGCCACCGGAGGGAGUCGGACUUCAGCUCGGGGCCACAGCAGCUGGUUCUGUACGGCAGCAACGAGUUCAUGGUGUGAAGCCGGGGAGGGAAAGGAACGCCGGCCGGCCGCCGCCUGUUCACGAGCAGGAGGGGCGUGCGAGAGAGGGGAGGAUGGAGAUGUCCGGGUUGGACGAGGCUGGUUACGGGGUGAGCUUCAUUCUCAGUGUCGCCUGCUGCCCCCUCCUCAGUUCCCACCCCCACCUCCUCCCCUGGUCCAGUCGAACCAGAAAGCUGUGGGAAUAAAAGAAGACUGGCCAUAUUACACAGAGGGACAGAACAACAAAGAUGGUCCAAGGAGAAAAAGACUAACAACUCAUGUGAAUAGCAGAAAGAGUGCAGUGAAAAGUGAGGUUGCCCCUGUGAUCUCAGUGCUGUUUGACCCCUGCUGGAGCACCAGGGGUCGUAAGAGGACAGAAGAAGAGGAAGAAGGGAAGGACGAGUGGUGAGACACAGAAAACACCCACUCCCACAAAAAAGCCAAAUCUUAUUGUGCCCUGUCUUCAUUUUUUAGCAUGUGGUCAGGUGGUUCAACGCCGCCGCGAAGUAAUGUAGCCAUACUGACUGAACUGGCGGACAUUUUGUCUGUAACCAGCGCCAAGCUAAGUCUGCGUUCUCUCGUUUACACAGGACACACCAGCCAAGAGGCUGCAUGCUCCUUCAUCACACUUUUUCCGACGUCAAUUUGAAGAAACUGUACAGAAAUGUGUCACAGCUAUAUGUUACAUAUUAUUAUUAUUAUUAUUAUUAUUAUUAUUAUUGUUAUUAUGUUACAGAGGAAAAAUGUGUACAUAGGAAGAAAGUCCAGUGCUGCUCCUGGGUCGUUCAUGUUGAUUUGUCUUUAUGUCCUGUUCUCGUUUUACAAAAGUGAAGUGUCAGGAAUUCAGGUUCCACUUUAGUUUCUUUGCUGGAAUUGUCCAGUUUCUUGCCCUUAGGUUUUGUUUUGUUUUUUCCUUUUCCUGUUUCACAAUGAACAGAGCCAGUUUGGGGCGUCCUUGGGUUAUACUCUUUCGAAAACAUAGAAGGAAAAGCUGUCAGUCUGUGCUACGUGCUGGGUGUCACGUGCACGUGAGCCGAGUUGUCAAAUGCCAGUCAGCCGUAAAGUGUUUCGUUUCGACCUUCUUUCCCUGCCAGCUUUUUGUUUUUCCUUCUGUUUUAUUCUGAAGCAUCAGUGUUACGUGUCAGGACUUGAAUAUUUUUUUUAAUAUAUUCUAUUGCUGUGUUACACAUUGGUGUUGUUAUUGAUAUCAAAGAUGUCCUUUUUUUGUCGUCAAUAUUGUUUAACGGUUUAUUUUUGCUCAGAUGAAAGCCAUUUUUUCCUUUUCCUGUCUGUCCGUGUGUGUGUGUGUGUGUGUCCGUGUGUGUGUGUGUGUGUGUGUGUGUGUGUGUGUCUGUCCGUGUGUGUGUGUGUGUGUGUGUGUGUGUCUGUCCGUGUGUGUGUGUGUGUGUGUGUGUGUGUGUGUGUGUGUUUCUGAAUGAAUGAAUGAGUGAUCAAUUCCUGCCACUGCAUCAGCUCCCACUUUGUGCAUGUGAAGUCCAUAUACACACACACACACACACACACACACACACACACACACACACACACACACGUUCCCCUAACGUAUUAUACCUAUAAGGCUGGAAAAUCUCUGCAGCCACCAAGGGACACUAAAACUAACUCAGACUUACCAAAUAUAUUUCAUUGUCCUGAUUUCCCAUUGCACCUUUGGAGAAACCUCUGCACCCACUGAAUCACUCUGACCGUCCAUGUUGUCCCCUGAGCCAACAACAACAACAACAACAACAACAAAACUUUCUUCCUCUUCUUGUCAUUUCACAAACACAAGUGUAGCUCUUCCUUCCUCUUCUCUCUCGGCUCCUGCUGUGAAAAGUAGCAUUUAAUCUGCCUGUUAACCAGACGAACAAGUAGCACCGGACUCGGACCGUCCUUUUGUUUCUGCAUAACCCUACUCUCCCGCUGUCUUUUGUCCAUAUCGUGUCAGUGUGUAAUAUUCACUUCUAUGGGCAAACUCAGUAGCUUAACAGGAAUGAUGUCUCCGUACUAAAGCCGCAGUAUCCCUCCUUGCUUGCUGCGUCUGUGCUCAGACACUCGCGGGGGCGACUUCUGCGCCGACCUCUCAACCGACACCAUCAGUGUUAGUCGACGUUUCCUUGAAGCUGGAAGGUCUCAGUGAAGACCGCGCCGGUCUCGGUUUUAAUGCAGAUGUCGAGACCUGCAAUGUGGUGUCCUUUUUAUGACAUUAGCUGUCAACCUGUUUAGAAGAGAGAGAGAGAAACCUGUUUCAGAGAGGAGGUGAAAGGACAAAACUGAUCCCUAGUCAAAUAUCUCUAAGCUGGCAUUUGAAGGGAUGGUAUUUGUACAUGUCCGUGGUGUCUUAUAUGGCAUUCUGCAAAAAAGAAAAGAAAAAAGAAAUGAAAAAAAAAAAAGUGAAUGUACCUGUCACUGGAAGGCAUGCUCUGCUUUCUCCGGUUGUUUUUGUUCCUCUUUUAUACACAGUGUAUGUACUAUUUAUGACCAUGCUUUCGGAGUGUACAUUGAUUUAAAAGAUUCUGUUAUAAAAGGUGUUAUAAAAGGAUAUAUUAUCCUGUGUACGGUUCAUUAUCUACUAUUAAUCAUGGCAACAUUUUUAUCAGGCCGCAACUGGUCUGUUAGGGGGGGGGGGGGGGACAAGCGCUGUGUCUCUCUGUCUGCGCCACUCUGGACACGGUUGUGUAUAGGUGCAAUUUGUGUUAUAUUUCUUUUUUUUAAUGAUACAAACAUGUCUAUGGUUGUAAGAAGAGAAAAAAAGACUUUAUGGGGGGAGAAUUCAUCUGCUUAUUAAAAAAAAGCAAAACUGCAGCCAAACACGGUAGAGUUGUGUCAUAUUUUGCCCGACAGAAAUGUGUACUUGACUUUGACAUACUGUCACAUUUAUUUUUUGCAUCUUCUUUGGGGGAAACGCACGCACGUUGGUUUAAGUUUAAGUUUUCAAGGCCACUUAUUUGCAUACACCGUUUCUGGCCAAAAUACACGGUGUGUAUCCUCGAGGCCUCAAAAAACAUGUUGACUCCAACAUGCCACACAGAGUACACCGCAUUCUUGAAUGGCACCAUUGGAAAGGGCUGAGCUGUUGAAGAUGGUCGAGUGUGGUACCUGCCACGCCACCGGGUUUAUCUGCCCAAGAAGCAGAAGCUCAGGGUGGCAUUUGAUUGUGGAGCCUCCUCUCGUCUGAAACCUCUCGUCUGAAUGAUCCGCUGCUGCAGGGACCAAAUUCAGACGAGAGGUUUCAGACGAGAGGAGGUCGCCGUCGUGGCGUAGAAGCGACGUUCCGCCAAGUGACGGUGCCAGAUGAAGACUCCGGCCUUUUCCAGUUCCUCCGGUGGAGCCUCGGGCGACAUCAGUCAGGACAUGGUGGAGUGUUCAGUGCGACGUCGUCCGUAAAAUGUGCAGAAGACAACGGACGUCGGUCCAACAUUCAAGCUCCACAACUUCUAUGUGGGCGCGACUGUCUUAAAUCAGGCCACUCGGAGGAACGGGCAGUGUCACUGUACCGCACCCUGCCAGAUGUAUGAGGAAAGGGUGGAUUCAGGCCAACCGAUUGGGCCAGCAACCGCAGGGCUGUGCGGUUUGCCAUACCAGGAGAGGAGAUUCGAUUUGAUUUCAUUUGAUCUCUUCGUUUGGAUGGGGAUGCCCUACCGAUAGCAAGAGUUAGAGCAGUUCACUGAUGUACCCAGUCAGACAGCACAGGGCACCCACCAGGAGAAACAUCCCGUCCAUCGUGAGGUCUUACGUCGGUGGAGGACAGCACAGCUUUUAACCUUGCUUUCAGAAAAGCAACAUACAGGGAAGGAGGUGGUCUGUUGGUCCUUUGGCCGACAUCGGACACGUCGGGGCGAAUUUUCAACCGACCUGGUGAAACACUCCCCUCAUUCUCCCUUCAGCUUUCUACUUAUCAUAUUAGAAGGAACACAGGCGUCUCCCCUGAGCACUCAUUCCAGAACAUGCUCACUUGUCCUCGGACAAUGCAACAACCGUCCCCGAGAACAUUCCAGGGUAUAGAGAGCCCGCUACAACCCCGAGCAGGUGACAUGGGCAGUCAUCCACUACGGAAUAGCGCCGUCAGGCUAUUCACCUGGGCCCUGUAUCUUUCUCCUGUAAGAAAACUCGUGAUUUACCACCUGUCAAAUGAAUACUUGUUGUUUUUAUCUGUUUACGCCGGAGACCUGGGGGAGAUUUAAUAAACAAAAUAUUUUUUUACAUCAAACAAAGCUCGACUGACCAAAGUAAUCAGCUGAAUGUAUGACACCAGUACACGUGUCUUCCAGUUUGAAAAGCAUGGAAGCACAACGUUGAUGUAUCCAGUGUGGAGGGUUUGGCAGCUUUCCUUAACGAUCUGACGUGGAAGCAUCCUCAAUGUUAUUACUAGUGUAUUUAUGCAUUUUGCUGUUUUAAGUUUUAAAUUCAUUGAUUCUUAGCCAAUAGGAACGCCCCAGCCCCCCUUCCCGUCGUGCACCGGGGCACGAUUGAAAGUGAAGGAACAGCGGGGAAGAUUCCACCGCCGCUGCGCUUUUGUUUCCCAGCUGCGACGCGUUCACGGACCGCCCGUAAAAAAAACAAAAAAAAAAAACCGGGCAGGGAUUGAGAAGAAAUGGAAACACAAGGCAUGAACGCGGAGUUUCUUUUCCCGCAAAGUGAAAGUCCACGUUCAGGUUAUCGCUUUCUUUUUUGGCGAACUGACAGUGAAUCAGCUGUCACCACCGGAUGCGCUGGUGAAACCUACUGAGGUUAUAUCAGCUGACCCGACUCCGUCUGUCGCAGGACGCAGCUGACACCGCAUCCUGCUGCAUCACGAUGUCUGUCAACAAAACCAUUGUUUUCUUCGACCUGGAGACAACUGGAUUAGAAACCGACUUGUGUGACAUCAUCCAGUUGGCCGCUGUCUGUGGAGAGAAGGUCUUCAAUGUCUACGCCCUCCCCUCCCGCGCCAUGACCGAGAGCGCCAAGCGGGUCACAGGCUUCACCGUCGGCGAUGGCGUCCUGUCUCUCCGCGGGAAACGCAUGCACACCACUCCCAUCAUGGAGGCUCUUACCUCCUUCAUCGCCUUCCUCCGCUCCUUCCCCUGCCCCGUGCUGCUGGCGGCCCACAGCGCGUGGCGGUUUGAUGCGCCCGUGCUCACCAGAGUGCUGCGGAAAUGCCACCUGCUGCGGGAGUUCCAGGAGGUGGUGUCCGGGUUUCUCGAUACCUUCCCGCUGAGCAAGAAGCUCUAUCCGUACCUCUCCAAGCAUUCCCAGGAGUAUAUGGUCAGGCACUUCCUUAAAAGUACCUACGAAGCCCACAACGCUGUGGAGGACGCGAGGAUGCUGCAGGAGCUGUACACAAGCUGGAAUCCGAGUAUAAAGAACAUCUCGAGCUGUAUAAGUCCCACCCGAAGGUUUGGGUAAAGCUUCAGGAACUCUACAACUGCAACUUUCUUCACAGGAAGAACUGUGAUUGAAAGGAAAAUGAGAGGAAAAUGAAAUCUCUUGUGAUCACACAAAUAAUGCACGCUACUCUCCAAACUCAAUAAAAUGUUCUUUCAAUUUGAUUUGUAGCUUUGUUUCAGUCACAUGUAACGUUUUGUACUCUCUCCAGUUAAUAGUGGCAGUGUCCACACAUGCCAUUAAAGGUCUUUACUCUGUGAAAUUG
This is a messenger RNA of Scophthalmus maximus (turbot), 13714 nucleotides long. Its product is annotated as unconventional myosin-IXAa-like. Gene Ontology annotation, biological process: intracellular signal transduction. Bases 649 to 8085 code for a protein of 2478 amino acids. Lineage: Eukaryota; Metazoa; Chordata; Actinopteri; Pleuronectiformes; Scophthalmidae. Gene Ontology annotation, molecular function: ATP binding; microfilament motor activity; GTPase activator activity. Gene Ontology annotation, cellular component: myosin complex. The record is from RefSeq and is a predicted model, not a curated record. The transcript is spliced from 47 exons.